UUGUUUGGCAAAAUGUCGGAAACCAAGACAGUGGUUCCAUUUCAGGCAUCGUCUGUCGUCGCUGUUACAGAAAAUGCCAAAGAAAGUGAGAAAGGGAACGGUUUGAAAUCUCAUCCCAUAUUUGAAGCUGUCAAAGCUGGAUUGCUGAUUCCAGUACAGUCAUUAGCAGAACAAUAUGGCUUACCUGUUUUGGCAUUAAGGGAUGAUAAAGGUCAUACUCCAGUUCACUGGGCUUGUCUUGGGGGACACACAGCCAUUCUGAGGUACAUGAUAGAGAAUAAAGUCCCAAUUGAUGAACCAAGUUCCAAUGAUCUAGGAGCCAAGCCAAUACACUGGGCCUGUGUCAAUGGCCACAUAGCUAUAGUUGACAUCCUGACACAGGCUGGAGUUGACUUGGACUCAGUGGAUCACAAGAACUGCACACCUCUUAUUGUAGCAGCACAGUAUGGUCAGACUAUGUUGGCUGGUUAUCUCAUGGGCAAAGGUGCUAGGCUACAGCUCACAGAUAAAGACGGGGACAAUGCUUUGCACUGGGCAGCAUUUAAGGGUCAUAAUGAACUGAUGCGACUUUUGAUCUAUUCUGGCUUCAAUCCUAGACAAAAAGACAACUUUGGCCAAACAGCACUUCAUCUUGCUUGUAUCAAUGGGAACCUGACAGCAGUCAGAGAACUCUGUGAACAGGAUGGUGUAGAAAUAGACAUACCAGAUAAUAAUGGUAAAACUCCUCUCCAGCUAGCUCUGGGUAGGAAACAUGAUGCAAUAGUUAGCUAUUUAAAAAAUGAAGUUCAAUCUAGAAACAGUAUUUUACCCCGUAUUGAUUGUUGGGCCAUUAUAUUUGGACCACCUGGCAAUUCUAAAGGAGCUCUUCUAUUCUUUUUCUUCAAUGUUGUUUUAUGGGGUUAUCCCAUGUACAUAUUUAAGUGUUUACCUAUUACCUGGAAUGAACUUCAGAUUUUCCAUGUUCUCUUCAUGUUCACUAAUGUGAUAAUGUGGAUCUGUUUAUAUCAUGCCAACACUAUAGACCCCGGUUAUCUGCCGAGAAAUAUACCAGAGUAUGAUAUGGCAAUAAAACAAGUAGCUCAUUUUGAUGAAUGGAAGCAGGGACAAAAUCCUUUAUCAAGGCUGUGUCACACGUGUCGAACAGUAAAGCCUUUGCGAGCUAAACACUGCCGUGUAUGUAAUCGCUGUGUCAAAGAAUUUGACCAUCAUUGUCCAUAUAUUCAUAACUGUGUUGGAUAUUAUAAUAGGAUGUGGUUCUUUGCAUUUCUUGUGUCACUGGGAGUGUGUAUUGCCACUUCUGACUACUUCUGUUAUUACAUUCUCUACUACAUUCACUGGGACUGGCUGGUUGUGGUCGGAGCUGUGGAGAUGGCUAUUGUGUCUGUAAUGGAUGGUGUGGUCCUUAGUAUGUCGAUAUACCAUGCUGCUCGCAACUUAACAACCAAUGAGAGGAUAAACUUCAAACGCUACGACUACCUCAAGGACGGGAAAGGUGCAUUUUAUAACCCUUUUGAUAGGGGGGUGAAGACAAACUUGUUGGAGUUUUUACAUCUGCGUCAAGGCCAGAGAGAGGACGAGGUUCAGUUGUUAGGUGUCCAUAUUGUUUGAUGUGGUGGGUUCUUACAUAGGUGCAGGCGGCAGUUGAUUUCCAUAUCAUAGUAAGAAAAAAAUUAGUCUAAGGCAUAGAGCAUAGGUUACUGUAUAUAGUGACGAAGUCAACUUUUCAGUAUGGGGUCACCCAUAGAUGAUGUCAUACUUUUUUGUUUACAUUUUUACAUCUAUUCCCCCCACGCAGCAUUACAAAAAGCCAGACAUCCCCCCCCCCCUCUAAAAUAAUGUCACACCACAGCCAACAACCCUCUUCAAAAUUGCAGUUUUUUAAACAUCAAUUUUGUUUUUAAAAUAUUGACUGUGUUUGGUCAACUAAUAGAGUAUAUUAAUCAAUCUCCAUUAUAAUUUAACUUAAACAGAUUUCUAAAAUUCAAACUAAUGGCUAAAAUUCAGUUCUAACAUUACUAUUUGUAAAUGCAAAAGUGUGACAUCACACUAUCUGAACCCUCCCCCUCACCACACUUAGUCAUAAAAUUAAAAAAAAAAAUCCACCUCUAGAAGUGACAUCAUUUAUGGACAACCUCUGUAGUUACUGUUUAAUUUUUAGCACAGCAUGUUACCAGCAUUCUUUUUUAAAUGAUCAAUUUAAAAAGCAAUGGGAAAAAGAGUUACAAUUAAGUUACCAAUUCAAACUAAUCAAAUAGUGUGAGCAAAAGCUGUUUUUAUAAACUCAAUCUAUGUCCUGUUACAUUUUUUUCUGCAAAGUGUUUUCCUAACACAGACUGCUUUGUUUUAUAUGAGGAUUAACUGAAAUCAUUACUAUACAUUUUUUAUUGACUAUUUACACCAUUAUGCCACAUCCCAAGUCAAAAACUUUGUCACUAGAACAAAAUCAUCAUUCCUUCUCCUGUCACCCUGGAAGUUACAUACCAAAGUCAUCUAUUUAUUAACAGAGUAAAUUAAAUUAUAGCACUUGUCCAUAAGUUUUUGAAGCAGAAUUGCGUUCACUGCCAGCAAUACAUUUUAUGUUUAAAGGCAACUUUUUUAUUUAGUUUAUAUAGCUUUUUACAGAUGAUUUGUUGAACUGUAUAUAUAAAUUGUUUACACAAAAUUGAAUUAAAAUUAAUUUUUUUCUAUUUAUUUUACUCAAUAAUCUAACCACCAAGGAUAAUUUUUUCUUUCUGUUUGUUGUAUUAGCACAUAAGACACCACAGAUCAAUAAAUAUACAUUUAUAAAUACACUUUAUUAGGCUGAUUUUCUAUAAUAUUAUAUACACCUUACAAAAAAUACUUUGUGCAAAAUUUCCCACUUGUUAUAGACUUCUAAAAGUCAUCUUUUAAGCUGUUUUACAUUAUAACUGUUUCAUUUACCCAAACAUAUUCUUCUAUAUAAAACUUGAUGUUAAAAAAUAUUGUCAGAAAUGUUUUGGUUGAAUCAGCUAAUCGUUUUUUUUUUCUACAAAAAUAAACACCAAUGCCAACUUACCUGCAUAAUUUGUUGAUUUUGUAACUUACUUACUUACUUACUUACUAUAGAGGUAUAAGAAUCACACUGAUAGAACUAUGUUAAUUAUGUUACUGUUUUACCAAAGAUCAACUACCAGUUAUUGGAGUCUGAAUAGGGUUGUUUUUUUUUUUGUAUUUUUAUAUUGAAAGCUUCCUAUAAUUGCAAAUUGGGAAUUAAAGAUGUACACAUUAUAAAUUAGAAAAUAUUUUACUGAGUGACUAUCCCAUAUUGUGAUACUUUUUGUGCACAUUUGUAUCCAAACAAAUUAGGAUAAAUACUGUUGGCAAAAAAAAAAUAUUUUCAGACAAUUUUAAUACAAUUUAUUAAUAAUUAUAAGAGGCUACUAUUCUAAUUUAGUUGCAUGUAUAUUUACUAAAUUAACUCUAUACACAUGAAUAAAAAACAAAACAAUUAAGCAUUUUGGUGGAAAGGAACAAAUGCUGGUAUAUAAAUGAAAUAAAAUAAAGUCUUAUUAUUUCUUUACUUGUUAUAGUAUUGUGUUUUUAUUUAAUAAUAGUAAUGUUAAUUAUUUUCAAAACGUCCAUGAAAGGCAUUAGUCUUUAUCAAUCUAUUCUAUCAACGAUACAAUACUAAAUCAGAUUGAAAAAAACAGUUCAAAAUUCACUAUUUCAUUAUUAUAAAAUUUAAAAAAUCUGUGCACAAAUAAGUUUUCAUCCUCUGUGUUUAUGAGAUUUUUUAUUAAGAAAGUCUAUUUUAGGCUGUGAAAUGUAAUAUUUACUACACAUGUGAAAAGAUUAAUAUAGAAACAUACUCUUUAUUUUCUCUUCACGUUCAUUUUAAUUUAAACUUUAAUGAUAUUUAUAUUUUGAAAUUGUUUUCAUUUAUAUGGGUGUGGAUUAAAAAAAAAUUUCUUUUUUUUAUUUAUUUUGAAACACUUUUUAUACACUUUUUUAAAGAAAUUAGUAUUUAUUUAGCCUGUAAUCAUUUCUAGGGAGCAAAUUUUAUGGCAGGACCACCACAUAAAAUCAUCCAUAACACCCUUCCCCCUUAAUUUUCCCUAGAAAUAGUCAACCUAUGAAUGCUUUUGUAAUUUGUAUGGCCUUCAUUAAUUAGUGACUGGAGUUUAAAUCACAAUAUUUAAAAAAUGGGUGAUAUAACUGCAUUUCUCAGCUAGUUCAAUGUAUUGGCAUUAAUUUCUUCAACAGUGACAAUAUCACCUAUAAUAUGAUCAGUUUUUGCUUGUUUGUAAAAUAAGUUUAAUCUUAAAAGUAGGCUACAUACUGAAAUUUCUUGUAUCCCACCUCUAAUAGUACCUGCUUCAAAUUUUUCAACUACCAGUACUUUAUAAACUGUUUCUUUUAGCCUUUUCUCCAAUUAUCAAUAGUAAUUGUAAGUGUUCUUGUAAGUUUUUAUACAGGUUUCCUUCAAAUGCUGCUUUAUCUAGUGCUGUCUUCCAUUGAGCUAAAGAAAUAUCUCUGGUUUUAUUGAAUGAGAUUUUAGUUUUUACCAGAGAAAAUGUUAAUCUACUUUUUGUGUUAAAUAGUAAUAUACUUUACUUGGCAUGUCUAUUCAUAUACAUCUGGAUUGUGUGAUCAAACUACGUGUAAAACAACAGAAAAUAGUUUUAAAAUUGAGCGUAGAUUGGAGAUUUUUAUGUCCAUACACCAUACCAUUACACAUUCAAAUAUGUUUCAUUGACUAUCUCUUUUCAAGUAUGUUGAAUUAAAAAACUGUUAAUGUUUUAGUGUUUCAAUUUUGUUGAAGAAAAACAUAAUUACGAUCACAGUUUGGUCAUUUUUUUUCUUAAACUGUUGAUGUUCUCACAUUAGAAAAAUGUUAUUAUGAGAAAUAGUCUAAAAUUAUUUAAAAUAAUAUAUUACAAAUAUAUUUGAAUAGCAAAAUAUAAAUAGUAAGAAUUACUCGAGUGUCUACCUCUGUUGUUUUAUCUAUAUAUACAACUAUGAUCACUAUUGAGAGAAAAAUACUGAAUUAUUUAAACGUUUAAUGCUUAGGAUUAAUUUUUUACUUCAUUUAGUAAGAAACAAAAAAAGUAAGAAACAAAAAAAUUUAGUAUUUAAAGAUUUAAAAAAGUGUAUUUAUGCAAGAUACUUUUUGGUUGAGAAGUAAGUGAGAUCAUAUUAUGUUUAUGCUCUUCACUUUAUCUUUAGUACAUAACAUUGUAAAAAAGUGAUCUGUACAGCAAAAAAAAAAAUCACGUUUUAGUUACCCUGCACAAUAUUUUUUCUACCUCUCUGUACUCAACCUCUUUAGUACAAACUAAUGAAAGUAGAUGAUGCAGUUGCAUGAAAAUCAUUUUCAUAAUAAAUGUAAUAAAUCAUUUACUGUCAUAAAAAGUCUAUUAAUGUUAAAGAGAUAAUGAGACUCACUGAAAAAUGCUCACUAUGAUGUAAUGCAGAGAAGGUUAGAGAAAACAUGAGUUUUCAAAACAACAAUAAACUAUGUUUGAAUAUGCUAUGCCUGAAUAACAAACAUUGAACAUCCUUACAAUAUGUCCGUUUUAAACAUUGUCAGUUUUUGUCAGGUAAAUCUUAAAUCAUUGUUAUCAAUAUUUAAUUGAGGUAAAUUCAAAACUAUUGAUUGUAUAUGUAUUUUGUCAUAGUCAGCUUCAUUUUAGAUUAGCUUAUCAUUUGAUGUAGAUUUUAAAAAAUGAAAUUAAUGCAUUUCAUGAUUCAGCAAUUUAAUCAAAAUUGUUUUGGUUUUUUUGAUUAUUAUUGUUUUGUUAUAUUUUAAGGUCCAGGUUAAAAUAAGUCUACACAUGCAUCUAUACAGUAUAUAGAUUAUACAAGUAUACAGAUUGUCAUAAACCCACAAUGACUAUUGAAACAGGCAUACUAUUGUUCAAAUUUAUAUCUUUUUUUUUAAAUUUUUGUUAUUGUUUUGAUGGACAAUUUUUUUUUUCUGACUUGUUUACAUUUUUUUUUUCUUUAACAAUUGUACUUCUUUGUAAAGUAAAAUAUCGUUUUUGGAGAUGUUUGAAAAAUAAAAUUAAUUAAAACAAUA
Messenger RNA from Physella acuta, 6040 nucleotides. RefSeq lists its product as uncharacterized. NCBI's taxonomy places the organism in Eukaryota, Metazoa, Mollusca, Gastropoda, Physidae. Gene Ontology annotation, molecular function: palmitoyltransferase activity; protein binding. The record is from RefSeq and is a predicted model, not a curated record. Gene Ontology annotation, cellular component: Golgi membrane. Gene Ontology annotation, biological process: protein palmitoylation.